Messenger RNA from Anopheles cruzii, 1497 nucleotides. RefSeq names its product midnolin homolog. Lineage: Eukaryota; Metazoa; Arthropoda; Insecta; Diptera; Culicidae. The record is from RefSeq and is a predicted model, not a curated record. The coding region runs from base 1 to 1497 and encodes 498 amino acids. The transcript is spliced from 6 exons.
AUGCCGUUCGGCCGGAAGUCACCGCUGGAGGCCCUGGCGAUGCCGGGCGCCAUCAUUGCGUACAAAUACAGCCAGUUCCGGCAGCGGCGCCGGGAAGCGGCCAACCGGCGCGUCACCGAACGGGAGCUGUCCGCGCUGCACACCAAAAUCGAAAAGCUGCUCAGCAAACUGGAGGAAAGCGAGCUGGAGCCGCCUACAUCGCAGGAGGACGAGUGUGUGAUCUGCAUCAAUGCGCGGGCCACGAUGCAGACAUCGCCCUGCGGUCACCGGGUCGUGUGCCGGAGGUGCUUCGUGAAAACCAUCCAAAGUGCAGUCGCCCAGCGGUUGCUGCCGUUGCGCUGUGUGAUCUGCCGGGCACGCAUCAACCGUCUCACGUCCGGCUCGACGUCGUGGCGCUUGCAGGGUUCGGCCAGCAGCUACUCGAUGGGCAGCAAGAGCUGGAGCGUGCCGGGGUCGGCCAGCUCGUACAGUGUCGAUGCGCGCGUCACCCAGUCCGCCAGCCUGUACUCGAUGAGCUCCGGAUCGUCGUGCGUUUCGGGCAUUUCGAACAUGUCGAGCUGCUCCGGCACGUCCGGCACAUCCGGUAUGUCUUCCACGUCCUCGGUCAGCACGGACGGUUCGCUGCAUCAUCACCACCACCACCACGGCCACAAGCACGGUGCGGGGGGCGUCGUCGGUGGUGGCGGCCCCGGAUGUUCCAGCAGCUGCAGCACCAGCGGAUGCCUCGGUGCGAUCCCGCGCAAUCCAGCCUACCAGCACUACCACAAAAAGGGACAAUACUACAUGAAGAGUCGCCUUCCGGAGAUGCCAAAUCGGUUACCGCCGAUCAUCGAGUUCAAGAGCCCCGUUCGCCACCGGACACCGUCGCCGGCCAAUCCGGGCGCCCGGUUCAAGUACUACACGGCACCGGGCAAACCGGCGGACCCGGUCGAAUCGAUACCGCUGAUGGCGGUGGAAAAGAUUGGCCCCCAGGCGCCGAGCAAAAGCGGUGGCCCAUCCAAGCUGGGGCUAAACGCCAAGAUUGCACCGGUCGCGUCCAAGUCGCCGAUCAACAAAACCAACAUGGCCACCGGGAAACCGGUCACCACGUCGCUCAUCACGGCCGUCAACGCGACCACCCCGAAGGCUCGCGUUCUGCCGGCCAGCUCUUCGGCCGGGUCUUCGGCCAGCUCUUGCACCUCGCUGGCGGGACCGUCGGGGCUCGGUGCUCGGGGCAGCACCGUAACCGGUGGUGGAGGUGGUCCCGUCGGCACCGCAGGCUCCCACGCCAAGCAGGACGAAAAGUACGACAAUAAAAAGAACGAAACGAUCGAGAAGAAGAAGAAAGAGGAGAAGGCCAAGGCGAAGGCGGAAAAGGAAGCGCGCAAGGAAGAGAAGCGGAUCGCCAAAGAGGAGGAAAAGGUGGCGAAGAUGUUGGCCAAGGAGGAGAAAAAGCGCAGCAAGAAGGAAGCCAAGGAGGCACUGUUGGCGCACGAAGGUGGUAGCGGUAUCAAGUAA